Messenger RNA from Pistacia vera, 1078 nucleotides. Its product is annotated as PLASMODESMATA CALLOSE-BINDING PROTEIN 3-like. The coding region runs from base 122 to 733 and encodes 203 amino acids. The record is from RefSeq and is a predicted model, not a curated record. Lineage: Eukaryota; Viridiplantae; Streptophyta; Magnoliopsida; Sapindales; Anacardiaceae. The transcript has 4 exons.
UCUCUCUCUCUCUCACUCUCAUACUCUACUAUCUUUCAUUUCAAGUUUUCAACUUCAACAACCUCUCUUAAAGAGUGUUUUGAUUUUCUAUAUUCCCCCCACCCACAAUCUUGCAUUAAUCAUGGCUGCUAUAGUGUAUUUAGUGCUUUUCUUUGCCAUGACCGGCCAUUCAAGUGCCCUUUAUUGUUUAUGUAAAGAUGGGGUAGGUGAUUCAGCUCUUCAGAAGGCUAUAGAUUAUGCUUGUGGAGCUGGAGCUGAUUGCACUCCAAUCAUCCAAAAUGGUGUUUGUUACAAUCCCAACACAGUGAAAGAUCACUGCAACUAUGCUGUUAACAGUUAUUUCCAGAAGAAGGGUCAAACUACUGGCAGCUGUGAUUUUGCAGGCGCUGCCGCAACUAGUGCCAACCCCCCUUCCAAUGUUGCAUCCACCUGUGUUUACCCUUCAACUGCCAGCAGCACAGGGACAGGAAAUGGCUCCACACCAACCACAACUCCAUCCACAACUCCCACCACCACAACUCCUACCACAACAACUCCUACCACAACGCCAACAACAUCAACCACACCUUCAACUACAACAGGCACUCCCAAUGUGUUUGGGGGCACCACUGGGUCUCUUGGCCCGACAGGGAGUGGCAUCACCGACUCUAGUGCCGGGCCUCGCUUUUCAACAACCACUCACUUCUUUUUCUCAAUGGCUGUGGCUUCAUCACUAGCAUUGCUAUGGGGUUGAAUUUAGUAUAGUAAAGUAAAGAGGAAGUGAAGUGGGGUUUGAUGUGAGUACCAGAUUUAGCCACGAAUGGAUGGGUAGACAUGUCAUUUCACAAUGGUCUAGAGGCAAAACCCCACUAGGGUUUUUUUCUUUUCUUUUUUUUUUUUUUUUUUGUUUUUUUCCUAUGUGAAAAAGAUGGGGAAUUGGAUUCCUUUCGGGUGAUAUAUAUGACUGCUAUUUGCGGCAGAACCUGAUCUUUUCUUUUUUAGAUUUUUCCUUCUGUAUAUCUAGGGAGAGGCAGUAUUUAUUAAUAUUUUUUCUAAUUUUGUUUAAUGGAAUCGGUAAUCACUCCCAGACUAUUUAAUU